UUUUGCAACUUGGGCAGCAUCAUGGAUACCCCGCUACGGCGCAGCAGGCGGCUGGAAGGCCUGAGGCCCGAGGCGCCCGAGAGAUCCGCCUCGGUUUUGAAAGCGGCCGUCGUGGAGAUCGAGUCGAAUGCAGAAAAAACGACGGGGCCGAGGUCUCGGAGCUUGCGGGAGCCGGGCCUGGGAUCCCCGGGAUCAUCCGAUCAGCAGCAGUGUGCAACCUUGGGGCACCCCCAAGUGCUGCCAGAACCGUACUCAGGGUCCCCCCAGCCCUUGCAGCAUCCAGGCCCAGGCGUAGACUCACCCCAAAGACGGCCAGAGUCGUGCCCAGGUAACCCCCUGCUUGAGCCAAGGCCAAAGGAGUCCCCCAAAAGAAGCGACAGCCGAGAAGAAGAGGGUUCGGGCUUGGUUCGGAAUCUGGAGAAGCUAGGCCCGGGAUCCCCCAAACAUAAGCUACUACAGCCAGGCCCAGAGUCUCCAGAACCUUUUCUAGGCCUUCAAGCCCCUGGUCCUGAACCCUCAGGGCCUCCCCGGGAGCUGGCAAGCCAACCACCCGAGUCCCCUCGGGGUCCCCCUGAGUCGAAGACGACACCCCCAACCCGGAUUGAGGCGAAGGACGAUAUUCGGGCAAAGAAGCAGAAAGGGGCCCCCGCCCAAGCCCCGGCGUUUAAGAAGUUCAAGGAGGAGAAGGAGGCGGUUCUCGUAAUCCCCAAAGGGAAGCCUAAAUCGGGGCGUGUGUGGAAGGAUCCCUGCAAGAAAAGGUUCUCCCACAUGGUGCAGGACAAGCCUCUGCGCACCUCUUGGCAGCGAAAGAUGAAGGAGCGGCAGGAGAAGAAGCUGGCCAGGGACUUCGCGAGACACCUGGAAGAGGAGAAAGCACGGCGCCGUCAGGAGAAGAAGGAGCGUCGAGCCGAGAACCUGAGACGCCGCCUGGAGAACGAGCGCAAGGCCGAGGUCGUCCAGGUGAUCCGAAACCCUGCUAAGCUGAAGCGGGCCAAGAAGCGGCAGCUGCGCUCCAUUGAGAAGCGGGACACUCUGUUCGCCCUGCAGAAGCAGCCUCCUCAGCGGCCUGCAGCCACAAGCUGAACUCACCACCUGGAGUCAGGGGCAUCUCUGGACUGGCUCCAAAGCAGGAGAACCCCACUCCCAUGCAUGGCUCUUUGCUUAUGAGACUUUCUGGCUCAGAGACCCAAGAGAAAUCUGGGUCCUGGCAGGCAUGGGAAGAGAAGUACAGCAUCUCCUGCUGCCUUUACCCAAGUGCCUCAACCCCACCAUCUAUUUUUGUUUGUUUUGGUUUGAGGCCAUACCCUGCAGGUCUCAGAGGUUACUCCUGGUUCUGUGCUCAGAAAUCGUGCCUGACAGGCUGGAGGAC
This is a messenger RNA of Suncus etruscus (white-toothed pygmy shrew), 1369 nucleotides long. It is a transcript of the gene CCDC86, whose product is annotated as coiled-coil domain containing 86. The coding region runs from base 22 to 1083 and encodes 353 amino acids. Gene Ontology annotation, cellular component: nucleolus. The record is from RefSeq and is a predicted model, not a curated record. The transcript has 4 exons. Lineage: Eukaryota; Metazoa; Chordata; Mammalia; Eulipotyphla; Soricidae.